This is a messenger RNA of Hydra vulgaris (swiftwater hydra), 1754 nucleotides long. Its product is annotated as poly(A)-specific ribonuclease PARN. The record is from RefSeq and is a predicted model, not a curated record. Gene Ontology annotation, biological process: nuclear-transcribed mRNA poly(A) tail shortening. Gene Ontology annotation, molecular function: poly(A)-specific ribonuclease activity; RNA binding. Lineage: Eukaryota; Metazoa; Cnidaria; Hydrozoa; Anthoathecata; Hydridae. Gene Ontology annotation, cellular component: cytoplasm.
AAAAUUAUAUUACAUGAAACGACAUUUACUGAUUCUUAAGAUCUUUCACGUUAGAGAUAUUUGAUUACGCGGACAUAACGAACAAAACAAAUGGCAGAAACCCGGUAAAGUCAUAAAAAUGGAAGUGACGAGAAGUAAUUUUGAUGCUGCUUUUGAGCUUAUAAAAUCAGAAAUUAAUAACACUGAUUUUAUUUCCAUUGAUGCAGAGUUUUCUGGUUUAAGUACUAUUAAAAGCAAUUCUGGAAGUUGUAGUAACCUUGAGGAAAAGUAUAAUAUGUUAAAAGAUGGAUCUAAUAAGUUACUUCUAAUACAGUAUGGUAUUAGUUUAUUUAAGUGGAGUGAAAAAAAAAAGUCUUAUAAAGCGAUGCCUUUUAAUUUUUAUAUCUGCCCGAGGCCUUAUAAAAAGGUUCACAAUGAUGUGAUAUUUGUUUGUCAAAGUUCAAGUAUUGAUUUUCUAGCUAAAAAUGGAUUUGAUUUUAAUAAACUAUUUCACCAAGGAGUUUCAUUUAUGUCUCCUUGGGAAGAAGAAAAAGCUAGAGAAAAAUUAAAGAAAGAAAUUAAUUUUAUAGCACAUAAUGAGUUGCAUAGAAGAACUCUUAUUCAAACAACAACAAAUGUGUCAGACGAUGUUGAAAAAAAAUCUAGUGUUUUUAUUCCGAGGGAUCAAAGAGAUUUUAUUAAUAGUGUAUGUGAAAAUAUAGAAAAAUUUAUGAAAGACGACUCCUUGAAAACAUAUGACUUACCACCAUGUAGUCCUUUCCAAAGAACACUUCUUUAUGAGUAUCUGGAAGAAAAAUACCCAAGAGGAUUGUAUUUGAAAAGCGUUGUUAAUGAAAAUAAUGAAAAAAUUAUCAGAGGAGUGAAAAUUACCAAAAAUGAAGAAAUUUUUAAUAAAAGGAUUGCAGAAGAAAAUCUAUUACUUGAUGAAAUCAUUGGAUUCACUAAAGUAAUAAGGCUGCUUUCAGACUGCCGUAAACCUUUAAUUGGGCACAACAUGUUGAUGGAUCUUUUUUUAACAACCACUAACUUUUUUUCAUUACCUCCUGAAAAUUUAAGCGAGUUCAAAGUAUUACUUAUAUCAUUGUUCUCUUCAAUUUUUGAUACAAAAUUGCUUUGUAGCAUGCAACCAUUAAGUUCAAAAGUUGGAGGGACAUCUCUUGAAAAGCUUAAAACUUUUGUUGAUGACAAUCGCUUGCCUAAUCCUGAAGUUAAAUUAUCAAAUAAGUUAAACAACCAUUCUAAGAGCAAAAAUGAGUACCACCAGGCAGGGUAUGAUGCCUAUUGUACUGGUUUGGUAUUUAUUAGUCUUUUAAGGUGUUUAGCUGAUCAAGUUGGUUCAAAGUUAGAGAGAAUUGAUUUUUCAUGGAACUUGCUGAAACCAUUUGAAAAUCGAAUUUUUAUUUGGGGGAUUAAAGAUACCCAAUAUAUGGAGCUUCAUCAUUCCAGUUUAUGUUGCAUUGCUAAGAGUGAUAAUAAAAAACGUUCGCAAUCUAUCUUUGAUUCUUCAAAUAAGUUACCUUCCAAAAAAAAGAAAUUAACAGAAGUUGAAGAUGGUGAAAUCUCAAGUGACUCUGAUUUUGAGGAAAACAAUAGCAGUAAAAUGUUUGAACAACCCAGUAUAUGGUAAUGUCCUCAGUUUGUUUCAUUUCCUGUUUUCACUGAUCAUAACUUAUCAAGACUAACAAACUUUAAUUUAUUUUAAAGUGUAUUUACUUGUAAUAUAUUUUUGAACACGAAGAACAUCUAAGAAUGCU